Molecule: messenger RNA, 1314 nt
Organism: Canariomyces notabilis
Lineage: Eukaryota; Fungi; Ascomycota; Sordariomycetes; Sordariales; Chaetomiaceae
Exons: 3
Coding region: 134-1267 (377 amino acids)
Cellular component (GO): RAVE complex
Source: RefSeq, a predicted model, not a curated record
ACCCUGGCCAUGUUGAUCAACUCCAGGCAUCUUUCAACGACUUCGACGACAACGCUGUCGCGGUAUUGUUACUCAUGAAUGUGGGUGCCUGAUUGACGUGCGAAAAGGACAACUACUGCUAGAACACGCCGCUAUGUCGGUGGAAAUCUGGCCACAUGUUGCGCCCGACCAGCUUAAAAUCGCUGUCGAGACAGCUCAGAAACGCGAACUCGACUGGCUAGUCGACGACCUCCGCGAGACGCUGAGCAACCUCAAGCAUGGACUCGAGGACUGCUAUGCGCUGCUUGCGCCGAUAGAUCCCGGAAGCACGCUCGUCCUCAGCACGCCCAGAAACGAGAUUGUCAAGGGUCACAUCACCCGUGUGGGAACACGCAUCGUCAAAGGGACAAUACACCUCCGCCUGCGCACCCUGCCUCACCAAACGUUGACCAUCAACCCGGACCACCCGAUCCACCUCGGUCCUCUGACCUCUCUCCACGCUCUUCUAACGCACUCCAUCGACCUCCUCACCCUCACCCUCUCCUACUCAUACCCCUCCGAACCAACAACUGGCCCAUCACCAUCAAGCCAGCCGAAGGGUUCCACCUCAGCCCAAUUCCUCGCCGCCCAACUCCGCCUCCUCUCCCAAUCCCUCACCGAAGCCAACUCCCUCCUCAAAGGCUCACCACUCGCAACAACCCCGGACCCAUCAUGGACGACCCGCUCCGCCGCACCCUCACACUUCCUCCCACCCCUCACCCAACCGCACCCUUCCUCCCCACACCCAGCGCUAAGCUUCCACCUGAGCAUGCAAGACAGCUGCCUAGUACUAUGGCUUCGUACACUCGAACCGGCCGACGCGCCCGUGCAUUUCGGCACCAAGCUUGCGCUGGCGAUCGGCACGGCGCGGCGGAUCGAACAUGAUGAGUGCGAGAGGGUGUUUGGAUACUGCUGUGAUGAUGGAGACCAUAAUAAUAACCACGACGGCGGGGGCGGGGCCGCGGGGAGUCCCUCCGGUUCCAAACCAGUCCCGCUAUCCGGAUCACGCAAGAGACAAGUGGACGUGUACGUGCGGGAAAAAGUGCGCGUCGAAACCGCCGAUCCGAGUUUACUCUCCCUCUCGGCCAAGCUGACGGCUUUGGGCCAUACUCUUGCUCUGGCGAGAAGGAAUCUGGCGGCUGUUAUGGGUGAGAAAUUUGAAGAGGAAGAAGAAGAAGAAAAGGAGGUGGAGGUGGAGGUGGAGGAGGAGGAUAAGGUUGAGCGGCAGGCGACGACGCGGGAUUAUUAGAGAUCGGACCGUGACCGACGAGGCCGUGGCCGGGGACAUGGAAGGGG